CUUCAACAAACCUCGCGCUCAUCACCCCGUGUUGGGCGCCCUCCGAUAGUUUCCAAUUUCAUUUGACGAAUUCUUCGAUUUCACCAGCGGGUACCAGGACCCGCACUACAACAUCUCGACAUGCAAUAUACCUCUGCCACCAUGCAGUCCGGCUUUGCCCGACCCUACCGCCUGUUCUGGAAGCCGUCUAGACUCACUGUCGGCAUCAAGCCUCCAUGGACUACACUCUGCUGAGUGGCAACUUGCGCCUUCUUAUUCCGCUCCUCAAGACAACAAUCAUUUAAUCGACACUUCUUCCCUUUUGUCCAACUCUUCCGCCUCGACUGGCAAUCUUAUCGUACCGGACGCCUCUCUUUACCUCACCGCCGACCUCAACCUCUUCUCUACUGGUGAUUCGCCGUAUCUUGGUCAUGAUUUCCAACUGUUUCCCCAAGGCCAUGCUUCACUUCCUACUGCUGGAGAUACUAUCGAUACGCUUGCUAUGGCUCAAAGCAUGAACCUUUCCAACAACAUGGAUACGGCAGCGCAAAUGGCCAGAGAUGACUCUCAGUCUGGUUCUUCUUGGACAAGCCACAAGGACCGGAGCUCGUCAUCUCCUGAGCACGUUUCUUCAUCCAAGACAUCGUCUACUAAGAGCAGUCCUGUGGUACAAGAGCCCGCUUCGCGUAUUGAGAAACGAAAAGCCAAUACGCUUGCUGCCCGUCGUUACCGCCAGAAGCGGGUUGAUCAAAUGAGUACUCUGGAAGCUGAACUAAAAGAGAUCAAGGCCGAACGGGAUGAGCUCAAAGUCCGCAACGCCAGGCUUGAAGGCGAGGUGGACACUCUCCGUGCUCUUCUUCGUGCACAAAAGUAAUAGUGCAUGGGCAGAUGAGCAAAAGGGGUGGGUUCUGACCUUAGGGGUAGGACAUGGUCGGUUCGUGGACUUUUGUAACGUGUCCAUGUGCAUGUAAUACAAUUCAAUUCUUUUUCUACGAAUGCUACGAAUGAUUGCGAAGACUCAUAAUGGCGGCAGUCUUUGGUGCAAUAGUCCUUGCCAGGAUCACAUUCACUCAUGAUGACGAAGAAGCAGAAGAAGGGCAUGGUUGAAAGUCACGAUGAGUCUAGGCAAGUUGGGCGCAGCUUAAUUCGGUAGGGUAGUCAUGGAACACUCAAGGCUUACGCCCCGACUUGAGGCAUUUCCUCUGACAUAUCAGCUUCGGUGGCGCACUCACAUAUGUGCACUGAGAUCUACUGUUACAUACUAGGC
Bipolaris sorokiniana ND90Pr is the source of this 1246-nucleotide messenger RNA. RefSeq lists its product as uncharacterized. The record is from RefSeq and is a predicted model, not a curated record. The transcript has 2 exons. Gene Ontology annotation, molecular function: RNA polymerase II transcription regulatory region sequence-specific DNA binding; DNA-binding transcription activator activity, RNA polymerase II-specific. Gene Ontology annotation, biological process: regulation of transcription by RNA polymerase II. The coding region runs from base 482 to 853 and encodes 123 amino acids. Gene Ontology annotation, cellular component: nucleus. Lineage: Eukaryota; Fungi; Ascomycota; Dothideomycetes; Pleosporales; Pleosporaceae.